Messenger RNA from Parathielavia appendiculata, 2127 nucleotides. Its product is annotated as glycoside hydrolase family 132 protein. Bases 484 to 1749 code for a protein of 421 amino acids. The transcript is spliced from 2 exons. Gene Ontology annotation, biological process: fungal-type cell wall organization. The record is from RefSeq and is a predicted model, not a curated record. Gene Ontology annotation, cellular component: cell surface; fungal-type cell wall. NCBI's taxonomy places the organism in Eukaryota, Fungi, Ascomycota, Sordariomycetes, Sordariales, Chaetomiaceae.
GGAUUGCUUUCCUGAAAGCCGUGAUGUCUUUCCGAACUGUGGAUCGAUUGCGUGGACUGUCGACGACAGCUUUUUCGAUCCGAAACACGCUUUGCGAUGACCAUCCCUGUCGUCUCAUGACUGGCCACCGUCCUGCAGCAGCCGCCUUCCCCAACCUGAGCCUUGACUCUUUGAGGAACGCAAUCUCGCCAAGCAGCGGUCUCCCUGACCACUGCCCUGGCCUUGGCAUGCUCUGGGCUAAACAUCCUGGUCGGCGCUCAUUUCGCUCCUUUUCCAUUUCCACUCUACCCCAUCGCUCGCCCUGCCGCUCAUUCAUGACCCAACUCUCCUCCUUCGGUUCAUCCCUCUCUUGAACUGUUUGGUCUCAUCACUCGUUUCCCGCUUUCGAAGCCCGCACACUCUUUUGCGACGGCGAUUCCAUCCAACAGAGAGUCUUUAGCUCUCUCCCACAUUCCUUUGGAACAAACCAACGAAUAAACCAGGAUGAAAGGGAUCAUCAAGACCGCGGUUGCGGCAGCCGUCUUCGCCGGCGUUGCUGCCCAGCCGCACAUCCACGGCCACGGCCACCGUCAUCUCCAUGGCAAGAGCCACGAGCACUCUCCAGCAAAGCGAGACACCGUGGUCAUUACCGAAGUCGUCGAGGGCCCUACUGUUGUCAAGUAUGUGAACGAGAAAGGGGAGGAUGUUGAUGCCGACGAGGCAGAGGAGGGCAUCUCCAAGGGCCUCUUUAUCGUGAUGGGCUCUUCGACGCCGAGUUUCAGCGCACCUCCUCCUGCGGCUUCGACCUCUUCGUCUGGCCCCGAGUACGGUGCCCAGUUUUACGAGAAGUCUAGUUCGGUCGCGCCAACUACUACUUCGUCAACCCCGCCGGCAACUUCCACCGCCGCGCCUCCUCAGGAGACGCAGUACCCUACCGGGCUGGAUGCUGAUUUCCCGAGCGGCAAGGUCCCGUGCGACAAGGUGCCGACCGAGUAUGGUGCCAUUGAGAUCCCGUGGGUUGGCACCAACGGUUGGACGACGCUUGCCAAGUUCGGCAAGUGGAUCAAGGGUGUUGCGAUUGACAACAUCGAGUCGCCUAUCUCGGGAACUUGCCAGCCCGGGAUGAUGUGCUCGUAUGCGUGCCCCGCGGGCUACCAGAAGACGCAAUGGCCCGAAGAGCAGGGCGCUACCGGCCAAUCCGUUGGCGGUCUCUGGUGCAACGAGGACGGCAAGCUCGAGCUCACGCGGCCCUCGCACACCAAAAUAUGCGAGCCGGGUGUGGGCGGUGUCUAUAUCCGAAACGAGCUCUCGACUAACGCUGCCGUCUGCCGUACCGACUACCCUGGCAACGAGGCCAUGGUCAUUCCCCUCGACACGUAUCCCGGCAAUGAGUACACCCUGACGAACCCGGACUCCUCGGACUACUACGUGUGGCAGGGCAAGCCCACGACUGCCCAGUACUAUGUCAACAAUGCCGGCGUUGCGGUCGACCAGGCCUGCGUGUGGAACAGCGCCCAGUUCCCCGACUCUGCCGGCAACUGGGCGCCCACAAACAUCGGCGUUGGCAAGAGCAAGGAUGGCAUCACUUACAUCUCCAUCUUUCCCAACGCGCCCACUAGCACUGCUGUCCUUAACUUUGAUAUCGAGAUCACCGGCGAUAUCUCGGGGACAUGCUCUCUAAAGAAGGGCGUGUACUCGGGCAACAACGGUUGCACGGUUGGCAUGAGGGCGGGCGGCAAGGCUACCAUCGUCUUCAAGCACAGCUCUUGAACAUGACGACCGAUGACUUUCGUGGUGUUUUCUUCAUUCCUCCGACAUCGCUGCGGGCUCAUGGCGACGGCUUGUGCAGAGCUCGAGGCAUCAAAUCUCUCUCGAGUUGGACAAUGUGACGGCCAUGGAGAGCAAUGGAUUUAGAGUCGCAUUUAAUGUUUGAAUGUCUAUAAUCGCAAUUUGACAUGGAGACUUUGGUUGGCGGUUUGUUAUAUAUACCACUUCCUUCAGGCUCGGACUCGCGGCUCGCAUUUCAUUGGGGACGGGCUCAGUCUCGACCGAGCUGCUUCUUUCUAGGGGGCCGUUUGCAGGGCCCCAUCAGAUGCGUUCCUUGCAUGUUCUUAGGGUUCUUACAUUCCUUAUCUGGCGUACUCGGAG